This is a messenger RNA of Asterias rubens (European starfish), 1995 nucleotides long. RefSeq lists its product as uncharacterized. Bases 1334 to 1954 code for a protein of 206 amino acids. The transcript has 2 exons. The record is from RefSeq and is a predicted model, not a curated record. Lineage: Eukaryota; Metazoa; Echinodermata; Asteroidea; Forcipulatida; Asteriidae.
GUGUUAGGACCUGUAGUUCAGACGAUAGUCAUUUGUAAAGGAUUAUUUUGUUUUUGGUGAAACUUCGGCGGGAAACACAGUGAAGUACAUAUAGGGUUUUGUUUCUUACAACGUUCUAUGCAAGUUAUGUUUGCGGCUCUUGACACCGUGGGUGUUUGUUGUUCAAGCCUUGUGUUCUAAACAGUGAGACAGCAAAAGUACAUGUUGUCAUUAGAGCGACCAAGACAGCAAUUGAGUUUGUAUUUUCAGUGGUGUUUUUACUACGCACUGCGUCUACCGGUAAUAACUCCUUUGUUUGUUUAGGUUUUGAGCUGUGUACGUUUUGUGUAAUUGGUUAAUGGUGUGGUUGUUUUUAAUAGGCUCAGUGUUUGAACAUGGUGGAAGGAAUUAGCUAUGAUAUGGUCGGCUUAUUUUGAGAUGAGUAGGAGGUAUUGUUUCAGUUUCUCCUGGAGUCGAGAGUAUUUUGAGCCUUGCCUUGGAAUUUAAUUGCUCAUUGAUGACUGUUGUGAAAAAAUUGGUACACUACGUUUGCUGAUGUGUGACAAAGGGGGAACAAAAAGGUUGUGAUUUUCCAGUUUGUCAUUGGUGUGCUUUUUAAAACGAUUUCUAUGUUCUCGAAAGAUUUCAAGUUGUUGAGGUUGACACGAGUUCCUUGGUGUGAGUUAUGGAUUACAUAAUUGAAUUGCUGGCACAUUUCCAGAUUAAGCCGGCCUUGUGAACAGAGACUUUAUGUAAACAUUUUAAACAACAGUCCGAUGAUUUCUAUGAAACUUCAUGUGAAUUAGGUCUUGCACUUCUACCCCCUCCCCUCUAACUGUUGCACUUCUACUCCCUCCCUCUAACUGUUGGGAGUGCAAACAAUUAGUGUACUCAACAGCUACUUUUAAUCCUUUGUGGUUGCAAAAUGGGUUUUGCUUGUGUUGUUCUGGACAUCUGUAUUCAAAUGAGGUUUAACUUUCACUGGUGGUCAAUACUGACAGUCAGUCACUGCUUCUUUGUAUCAGCUGGUCCUCUGGUCAGCUGGUGGCAUUGAUGAAGGAACAAGGGGGUGCUGGCAUAGAAGCGAUGUGUUCUGUGACACAGCAGUUUCUUUUGUGAAAGGGCUUUCUGUAUCGUGAAUACUUUCCAUACAGCGAAGGCUCUCAUUUAUGUAGAGAGUAAGAUUUGAACUUCAGAGACCAAAAAUGAAAAAAGAUUUUCUGAGAAAAAUGGAAGAUUUGUUAAGGAAGUCUACAUAAAACGUAUUAUUUUAUGUGAUAACGAUUUUCUUUUGGAUUGCUUUGCAAUCGGUCGACAAUAGGCGUUUAUUUUGGACUUUGUAAUAUACUGUAUUAUGGAAGCAGAGGAUGGGAAUGGGUGCUUUCAAUCUGGGAAGACAUCCUGGCUUCUUGGUUUGAUCUGCCCAUGUCUCAGCAACAAUCUCGGCAGUCCAGAGACUAAACCAAUGAGAUGGUUCCAAGUUGAGAAUGGCCAGCUUCAGUCUGUCCCAAAGAAAAAGCUCACAAAGCGACAGAAGCGGUCCAAAUCCACGGACGCGCGCAAAAGAGCGGAAAAUUACACAGUCGUCAAGGAUGCUCAGAAAAAUCCCUCGCCAAUUAUCAUCAACAAAGAAUCCUCUGAGUUUGAUUGGAGUACGAGAUGGGGAACGACAUCGAACGUUUUGGACACGCAGAAAAAUCGCGAUACAGUAUCGGAUUUUCGGAAGCAUCCAGUGUUCUCUGCGAGGGAGCUGUCUGCGCUGAGCAGUGAAGCGCCCUCAUGUGACGAUGAGACACCUCCGUUGUUACGGAGUGAUGGGGACCCGUACCAGCCGUAUGUGAUCAUGGAGAUUGCAAAUGCAAGCGGUCCAGAGACAGAGUCAGAAAGACUGAAUAAUCCCAUUCAAGCACAUGAGAUUCCGGGAUCAGAGAAGGAUGAUGAGGAUAAAGGAGGUGAACAAACGGAGAAUGUAUGAUAGGAUAGCAAGAAUGAUGGAUCUGUACAUGUUGCAGAACU